UGGGGAGCUCUUCCCACCAUUGAAGCAGCUUCUCGGCUUCUUCUCGAACCUCAGGCAGGUUCAGCCUACUCGCCUCCACUCCAGCCUCCACACCGGCCUCCACCAUGUCCAUCAGGGUGACCCAGAAGUCCUACAAGGUGUCCUCCUCCGGCCCCCGGGGUUUCAGCAGCCUCUCCUUCACUAGCGCGCCUGGCUCCCGCAUCAGCUCUGCCCUGUCCCGGGUGGGCAGCGGCAGCAGCUUCCGGGGUGGCCUGGGCAGCAGCAUGAGUGUGAUUGGGGGCUAUGGCAGGCCCGGCGGUAUGGGGGCCAUCACGGCUGUCUCAGUGAACCAGAGCCUGCUGAGCCCCCUUAAGUUGGAGGUGGACCCCAACAUCCAGGCCGUGCGCACCCAGGAGAAGGAGCAGAUCAAGACCCUCAACAACAGGUUUGCCUCCUUCAUCGACAAGGUGCGGCACCUGGAGCAGCAGAACAAGAUUCUGGAGACCAAGUGGAACCUCCUGCAGCAGCAGAAAACCGCUCGCAGCAACAUGGACAACAUGUUCGAGAGUUACAUCAACAACCUCCGACGGCAGCUGGACACCCUGGGCCAGGAGAAGCUGAAGCUAGAGGUGGAGCUUGGCAACAUGCAGGGCCUGGUGGAGGACUUCAAGAAUAAAUACGAGGAGGAGAUCAAAGAACGUGCAGACAUGGAGAAUGAAUUUGUCCUCAUCAAGAAGGAUGUGGACGAAGCUUACAUGAACAAGGUAGAGCUGGAGUCCCGCUUGGAAGGGCUGACCGACGAGAUCAACUUCUUAAGGCAGCUGUAUGAAGAGGAGAUCCGUGAGCUGCAGUCCCAGAUCUCGGACACGUCUGUGGUGCUGUCCAUGGACAACAGCCGCUCCCUGGAUCUGGAUGGCAUCAUUGCCGAAGUCAAGGCCCAGUACGAGGAAAUCGCCAACCGCAGCCGGGCUGAGGCUGAGACCAUGUACCAGAUCAAGUACGAGGAGCUGCAGACAUUGGCUGGGAAGCAUGGGGAUGACCUCCGUCGCACGAAGACGGAGAUUUCCGAGAUGAACCGGAACAUUAACCGACUCCAGGCGGAGAUUGAGGGCCUCAAAAACCAGAGGGCUUCCCUGGAGGCCGCCGUAGCUGAUGCCGAGCAGCGUGGGGAGCUGGCUGUGAAGGAUGCCAAUGCUAAGGUGGCUGAGCUGGAGGCCGCCCUGCAGCGGGCCAAGCAGGACAUGGCCCGGCAGCUGCGGGAGUACCAGGAGCUCAUGAACGUCAAGCUGGCUCUGGACAUCGAGAUCGCCACCUACCGCAAGCUGCUGGAGGGCGAGGAGAGCAGGCUGGAGUCUGGGAUGCAGAACAUGAGUAUCCACACUAAGACCUCCACCGGCUACUCAGGUGGGCUGGUCUCAGCCUACGGGGGCCUCAUGAGCCCUGGCCUCAGCUAUGCCAUGCAGUCUGGCUUGGGCUCUGGUGGGAGCUCUGCUUCCUCAAGCCGUGUCAGCUCCUCAAAGGCUGUGGUGGUGAAGAAGAUCGAGACCCGUGAUGGGAAGCUGGUGUCCGAGUCGUCUGACGUCCUGUCCAAGUGAACAACCACUGUGGUCUCUCCCAGCCUCCCCGCUCCAGUGGCUGCCAUAGAGCCUGUGGGGGAAGGAGCUGUGCAGGGGAGCAUCGGGAACGGGAGGCCCACCUAAGCCUCGCCCCAGUCCUCGGCCUACCCUUCGGGGGAGUCCACUGCCCUGGGUACCCCCUCUUGCCCCCAGCUAAAAGCCAAUUCAAGAGUCUUUUCCCAAAUAAAGCCUCAGAUGGCUCUGCCAAUCCCA
Molecule: messenger RNA, 1808 nt
Organism: Neofelis nebulosa (Clouded leopard)
Lineage: Eukaryota; Metazoa; Chordata; Mammalia; Carnivora; Felidae
Gene: KRT8
Product: keratin 8
Exons: 9
Coding region: 105-1574 (489 amino acids)
Cellular component (GO): keratin filament
Source: RefSeq, a predicted model, not a curated record